CAUUCGAUCGCGCCCGCUAUAGCGAGUCGCACGCGCACCGUUCGCGUCUAAUUUCCACGCUCGUGUUUUGUUUUUGUGGAAAAACUCGACACUUUUGUUUUCACAACAGUUGUAAAGUUUUCCCUCGGCGACAGUCUUUUGUUUUGAAGUAGUGUUCUUCAAAAUGGUGCGCAGUGUAAAAGUGUGGUUUGGUGCGAGGCGCAGCAAAGUGGUGCCAGAGCCGGCGGUGUAUAGUGUGCCUAUUGAUAUGUCUUCGACCUCUACGUUGGAUGUGGCCAAUUUGGAUGUGGUUACCGUCCCCCCGGCCCCCGCGGAGAUGCAGGCACGGCACAGCUACUGGUGGCAUCUGCUCAUAGACCUGCCCAUACUGCUGCUUGUGGUGGCAGUAUGCACCCUUCUGGAAGUAGGCGCGAUCCCGAGCCGGCGGAGCGGCUUCAUAUGCAACGAUCCUGCUCUCUCUUUUCCGCACGUGGGGGACACGUUCUCCCUCUCACUCGUCGCAGCUGUCACUGUCAUUGUGCCUUUUAUUAUUCUAUGGGCAGUAGAAACCUCUCUACACCGAGACGACGAGUACUCGCUCAAGAAGAGCAGACUAUCCACCAGCGCGAAAACCGCCGCCCUAAUCUACAAGGACUACAUAUACGGCGCCGUGUUCAAUCUGAUCAUAUUAGAGGUGAUCAAGUGCGUGGUCGGGUCUCCCCGGCCGACGUUCUUCGAGUUGUGCAAGCCGGAUAAAUUGGAGACUUGUGAGGGGUCGACAUACGUGACCCAAUAUACGUGCACGUCUGACUACUCCCAGUACCUGCGAAUCGACGCUAUCCGAAGUUUCCCGUCCGGACACGCUUCUCUCUCUGUCUACUGCGGACUCUUUCUAGCGUGGUACCUCCAGCGGCGUGCGUUCAGCUGGCACAGUCGCUCCGUGCUGAUCGUGCCACUGGUACAGGCUGUGUGCCUGGGGUACGCCGCGGUGUGCUCUUUGUCAAGGGUAUCGGACCACAGGCAUCAUUGGUAUGAUGUGCUAGCGGGCGCCAGUAUGGGGAUGCUCAGCGCUUUGUACACGGUACUAGUACUUUGCAAAAACUUCUCUCAACCAACCGUCGUGAGCACCAGCGACAUUUCCAGCAGCGACGGGACCCACCACAACCCUGACACCAAGCUCCUGCCUAAUCGGGUCAUGAUGCCCUAGCCCCAGGCUGUGUAAGCGUGCCAAACGUG
Molecule: messenger RNA, 1215 nt
Organism: Cydia amplana
Lineage: Eukaryota; Metazoa; Arthropoda; Insecta; Lepidoptera; Tortricidae
Product: phospholipid phosphatase 2-like
Exons: 7
Coding region: 164-1186 (340 amino acids)
Biological process (GO): phospholipid dephosphorylation; signal transduction; phospholipid metabolic process
Cellular component (GO): plasma membrane
Molecular function (GO): phosphatidate phosphatase activity
Source: RefSeq, a predicted model, not a curated record